Molecule: messenger RNA, 4794 nt
Organism: Microsporum canis CBS 113480
Lineage: Eukaryota; Fungi; Ascomycota; Eurotiomycetes; Onygenales; Arthrodermataceae
Product: mitogen activated protein kinase kinase kinase 3
Exons: 2
Coding region: 1-4794 (1597 amino acids)
Biological process (GO): protein phosphorylation
Molecular function (GO): protein kinase activity; ATP binding
Source: RefSeq, a predicted model, not a curated record
AUGGAUGGCCAACGUCAGCAAUAUAUCCCUGGAGCUCCCAUGGGAUCGCUCCCGCAGGGUCAUAUCCCCUUUCCUCCACCUCCGCCACGAACCCAAGCCUCUCAUGGCAUAACGCUACCGCCGCCACCGAGGCCUCCACCGACUUCGCUGUACGCGCUUCAGGGGAUGCAGCAGAACUGGGCAAGGCAGGGGAUGAACCAACAAUACCUACCUCCACCUCCCAUGAUGCCGGUAAACCAAAACCAGCAUUUAGCAGCAUACAGCAUGCAGCAACAACGGAAGCAAGGGUCUCUUUCCAUACAACCUACUAUGAGUUCCGAUGAUGCACCUCUCACGUCUGCUACCUACAUUCCGGGACGAGGGACAUUCGGCCCGGGUGUGGGAAUUCCUCCGCUCGUUACGCACGAGUCUCACCCCCCGUUUGGGAGACAAGACCCGUAUGCCUACCAACAACAAGAUUUCGGAACAUUUAGACAACAAUACUACAAACAGCAGCAAUCGAAUGAAGGAAUAGCUCAACAUCACCUGGCCCAGAGACCAUAUCAGCUAUCUAUACCUCAGGCCACACAGCUAGACUCUCUCUCUUCUGGACCAUCCACUGCUACAGCAUACAGCGCCGUUCCCCAGACAGCAAUCCCUUCCUCUGAUGCACAACAAUAUAUAAACCAAACGCCCAGUAAUAAUGCGGGUUCAUUGAAUGGAACGGCCCCUAACGGCGAUGCUGAAAGAUGGCCUCUAGACCGAGUGUUGCUCUGGCUAGCGAACAAUGGUUUCUCGCAGGAUUGGCAGGAAACCUUCAAAGCACUUGACCUAAAAGGAUCUGCAUUUAUCGAGCUGGGCUCUAGAGGAAAUGUCGGCAAGAUGCACCAGGUGGUUUACCCCCAACUAGCCAAGGAAUGCGUCAAAAGCGGGACCGGGUGGGAUCAUUCUCGUGAACGAGAAGCAGGAAAACGCAUGUGUAAGCUCAUUCGACGGAUUUCUAGUACCCUUGGGCCUGAGACUGGUGGAACUGGGCGGUUUUACGAAAAUCAAGCUUCACACAGUGCAUCUACGGAUGGCGGGAUAGAAAACUCGCCAAAUUUAAACAGAGAACCUAUGUCGGCAGUGUCUAACAAUAUCACUGCAGAAAGCAGCCCUGGACCGCAAUUUGCGGAAGUAGACGCGUCAAGUGCUGCUCAGAGACAACACCCUAGUCAAUAUAUGACCGUUCCAAACGCUGACAUUCCAACGAAUGAUACCAAUGGACAGGAUGCUACUCUCCGACGAAGAAAUAGUCCGUCAGUUUCAAGCGACACAGGAUUCCCACCACCUACAUACUCUGACACCAAAUCCCAUGCCAGCAGCCCUGCGGCUCAAUUUGCGUCUCUUGCUUCUCCUGGCCAUAAUAAACGAAAUAGUUCUGAUUCGACCAUGAGUCGUGGCCUGUCAUCACAGGGCGGAGCUGGCCCCAACGGCCCCAAUUCUUCUAUCCGGACCAGCAUCGGUGCUGCACUAGGAGACUGGCGUGCCGGCCACAACUCCUCUCCCCAGGAGCAACCGAAACAGGCAAACGAUAACCCACACACCCAAGGUAAAAGCUUAUUCCAUAUUUUCAGGAAGAAACCAAAUCAUGACAACCCUCAUCAAUCUUCUGAUGAAAUGUUUGAUUCUCCAACAAGCCCUGGGGUGGGCCCCGGAGUAGGCGUCCGCCAUAAUGCUUCAUUUGCAACUUCCGGACAGACACCAUCCUUGGUAUCCGAUCAUGAUAAACCCCGGGCCCAACCUUGGGGUAUACCACCGCCUUCGCCCGCCAAGAAGUUUGUCUUUGGGACCGUUGAUGGAUGGAACUUUCGCUUGAUUGAUGUUUCCGAUGUUGAUGCUGCUGAUUCACUCAGGGCUCUUAUCUGUAAUAGUGUUGGUAUCAAAGAUCCUGGAAGUGCUUUGAUUUACCUCACUGAGCCCGGACAAAUUAUGCACGAGGAGCCUCUCAGUGACACUAUGUUGGUAGUUAAUCGCCGUGCUAGAUCUGAUCAUUUAGGAAGCUUGAAAUUCUUUAUUCAGAGUAUUGCGAUGCCACCGUCUGCGGGACUGGGAGUCACAUUUGAAACGUCAAUGAAUGGCUAUAGAGUCCCGCUGGAUAUGGCUGAAGAGCAUGGAAGUCAAGUUUCUACAGCACGGCGAGUUGCUCCACCUCAGAACACCCUUUCAAAUACUGGUGUCUUCUCAUCCCCUAGCGGAGGACAGGCUACCAUAUUGAGCCCCUCAUCCGAUCAAGAAAAAGAAGCUAUGAUACAGCGUGCACACGAGCAACAUCUACGCGAAGCCGAACGUAAACAGAAAGCCUACCUUGAAUCAAGGAAGGACAGAAAUCAACGAACUGACAUUUCCAUCGGAAACACCGCCGUUAGCAUCAAGGGUGACCGGGUAAUUGAUUUUAAUGCCCCCCGCACUUCGCCGUACGAGGAUAAACGAUCAGAUACCCUGAUACCGUUACGCAAGCCACCGCUGGCUCCGUCGGAGUCAAACACACUUACCAAAGUCAACUCUCUUAGCAAAAAGCCUGAAGACCUCCGAAUGAGGAAUUCUAAGGAGUUUCAGCCUGAUUUCCAUAGGCAACCUUCAUCGGAUACUAAGUCAAAUUCACCGGGUAUUGGGUUUGGCUUAGGAGCCGCCUUGGCCAGUGUUGGAAAGAUGUCGGGGGUAAUUGGAACGCCAAUGGGAUCGUCUACCACCACCCUCCCGUCAACGGAGAAUGUAGGGAGACCAGAAUCGAGCCGCUCUGAAUCCGGCGCUAUAUCUCCCGGUACAACGACGUCCGCAGAAAAAGAGAGUUUCCCCUUGAAUACGCCAGGCCACAGCGAAAUUGGUGAAUCUAACAAUAAUCAAACACCUAGAAACCCUGCCAGCGAAUGGAGUAGCAGACCAGAAACCUCAGAAUCUUCGCUCCCAUCGAAGCCAACGUUACAAUCUCGAAAGUCUUAUGGCCCUGACUUCAACUUCCAGGAAUCCACGGUUCCAUUUGCUAAAUCUCCAUUACAAGAAGAUUCGGAUGAUGACUCGGACUCUGGUCUUUUCGCUAAGCCUAUAGCUCGUCCAGCUCCUCCCCAAGCUAAGAGGAAGCCAGUUGCCGAUACCUCUAAAAGUGAAGAUCUCAAGCCAACAUUAAAGGUUAAUACAGAAUCUAGGUCUAUCAAGGGGCGCUCUGUGGCAUUUAAAUCACCGACUACCUCAGGUGCCUCGGGAAAUCUCCCUUCUAGUGCUAUUUUUGAUCUGACUGAAAAUCGAAACUCCACUGACGCCGACACCAGCAACCCAUCAACGGAUGAUCGUGACUAUGACAGGCGACGUGAAUCAUUUGUUAGAGAUGAUAUUUGGGCAAGUAGACCUCCUGUGGAAGGGAUGAUCGACCAUUUAGACGACUUCUUCCCGGGUGUCGAUCUAGACGAGCCUUACUUAGAUGGAAAUGUCCAAUCUCCGCCGUUAUCACCCUCUGGGCCAUCAUCUAGAGAUGAAGCAGAGCCUGAAGCGACAGAUAUUAGUGGUACCGCGGGUCAAGCUACAGGUACAACUGGAUAUCCGCCUUUGAAGGAUCUUCCAGACGUGUUAGGAUCAGCUGAAUCAACACUCAAGGCAAAGAGAGUACCAAGCACAGUGGCACACAGGAAUUUAUCACGUUCAGGUGGAUUGAACAGGAUGAAAUCUAUUCGUGAAGUGGCUAAGGGAGCUCACCAAGUAAACCGACACCAGAGUAUACAAAACAAAGGUGCGGCUGCAUCUGGAAUCCUUCGAAGGAAAAGUACCAAAAUGUUUGGCGCUAGGAUUAUGCAAAUUAGUCCAAAGCCAGGAACACGGUUAAUUGACUUGGAUCCAAUGCCACAGCAACCAUCAGCAAUGAUACAACAAGGAAAACUUCCACAGAGACAACCAACUUUCCGUAUCAUCAGGGGUCAACUUAUUGGGAAAGGAACAUAUGGCAGAGUGUACCUGGGCAUCAAUGCGAAUACUGGUGAGAUCUUGGCCGUGAAACAAGUUGAGGUGAAUCAGAAGGCUGCCAAUUAUGACAAGGAUCGUGUGAAGGAACUGGUUUCUGCUAUGGAUCAGGAAAUUGACACUAUGCAGCAUCUGGAACACCCUAAUAUUGUCCAGUAUCUCGGAUGCGAGCGAGGCGAUCUUUCAAUAUCGAUUUAUCUCGAAUAUAUUCCUGGAGGUAGUAUUGGCAGUUGUCUUCGAAAGCACGGAAAAUUUGAGGAAAGCGUUGUGAAAUCCUUGAACCGCCAAGUGCUAAGUGGCCUUGCAUACCUCCACGACCAAGGAAUUCUUCAUCGAGAUCUCAAAGCAGAUAACAUCCUACUCGACCUCGACGGUGCCUGUAAAAUCUCGGAUUUUGGUAUCUCAAAGAAGAGUGAUAAUAUUUAUGGAAAUGAUGUUACCAAUUCCAUGCAAGGUUCGGUCUUCUGGAUGGCUCCUGAGGUAGUUCAAUCGCAGGGCCAAGGGUAUAGCGCUAAAGUGGACAUAUGGUCGCUCGGCUGUGUGGUCCUUGAGAUGUUCGCAGGUCGACGUCCAUGGAGUAAAGAAGAAGCUAUUGGGGCAAUCUUUAAACUGGGUAGCUUAAACCAAGCGCCUCCUAUUCCUGAGGAUGUGGCACUUGCUAUUGAACCUGCCGCUCUUGCCUUUAUGUAUGACUGCUUUACAAUUGAUACCUUCGACCGUCCGACCGCAGAGACGCUUUUGUCACAGCACCCAUUCUGCACCGUCGACCCGAAUUUUAAUUUCCUUGACACUGAAUUACAUGCCAAGAUCAGACACGUCCUUUAG